Messenger RNA from Nicotiana tabacum (common tobacco), 1721 nucleotides. RefSeq lists its product as uncharacterized. The record is from RefSeq and is a predicted model, not a curated record. Gene Ontology annotation, molecular function: glycosyltransferase activity. NCBI's taxonomy places the organism in Eukaryota, Viridiplantae, Streptophyta, Magnoliopsida, Solanales, Solanaceae.
GAGAAACCAACUGCUUAACCUCCGCCGGAGACGGGGACUUGAGGAAGAAGAUGAAGAUGAAGAUGAAGAUAGAGGACGUUAUAGAGUCGGAGGCGGAAUCUGAGUCACAAAGAUUCAUCUUUAGCUUAACUGAGGGAUAUGGAAGAUCAUCUCAAGUCUUACACUCAAAGCGAGAAGAAAUGCUUCUCCACAAAAUUCAUCAGCAUUUUUGUUUCCUCCUUGUUUCUGGUUUUCAUCCUCUUUCACAUUCAAUACUCAUCCCCUUUUGAUUUCACCUUAUCAGCAACGUCCCAAAGAUGGGCUUUUCUUUCCCAAGAGAAUAACUCUGAUGUCAUUGAGACCAUGACUGCAGAACUCAAAGACUCUGUCACUUUCCUUCCCCUCACGGACCUUAGAUUUAGAGAAACGGCCACAACUGGCCACACCUGGUUUAUGAGCUCUUUGAACGACACACUUGAGGAAAAUGAAGCAGAACACUUGUAUUUCCCUUCUAAGGCAUCCAAAGGACGGCUUCUUUGCUUUAAGGGACGGGAUAUUAGGGAUGGCACAAAGAAUUCAUAUGCGUUGGCAUGGCGAGAAGGUCUUCCAGACUCUGCUAUUCUACUGGAAGGCUUAACUUUUGUAUCAGACACAUAUUACGACCACCAAAAUCUGUGGCAUGGAUUAUCUGCAAUGGCCCAUCUAGUGAGAUGGUCAAUGAAAAAUGAAUGUUUGAAGCCAUCAAGAUGGGUGCUAUUCCAUUGGGGAGAACUGAGAUUAAGAAUGGGAUCAUGGAUUCAACAACUUAUGCAAGCGAAUUUUGGUGAGGUCAAGGUGGAAGGAUUUGAUAGAGGAGAUGUACCUUACUGUUUUGAGAAAGCCAUUGUCACGAGGCAUGAUCUAGGCCAAAUGAGGCAGGACACUAAGCUGAAGGUGUUUGACCUGCUCCGCUGCAAAGCUAGGAGUUACUGUGGACUUAAUCCUGCAGGAAAAGGUAGAGAGCUAAAUGAAAGAGGAUUUCCAAUUAUAAGACUUACACUGCUGAUGAGAAGAGCUUCUCGCUCAUUCAAGAAUGCAACUGCUGUGACUGGUAUAUUUGCAAAGGAAUGUGCAAGGGUCGAAGGCUGCAUUCUGCAUGUAGUGCAGUCAGAAGAUUUAUCUUUCUGCGGCCAGGUUAAAGUGCUGACCAACACUGACAUUGUUGCAUCUCCACAUGGAGCACAAUUAACUAAUAUGCUCUUCAUGGACCGGGAGAGCAGUGUAAUGGAAUUCUUCCCAAAGGGUUGGUUAGAGAAUGCUGGCCCAGGCCAAUAUGCUCACCACUGGAUGGCGAAUCAAUCAGGGAUGAAACAUCAAGGUGCAUGGUGGGAUUCAAUAGGCGAGGAGUGUCCAUCUCCACAAGAUCAUCUGCAGUGCUUCCAUUUUCAUAAAGAUGGGAUGGUUGGACACAACGAAACCUAUUUUGCAGAUUGGGCUAGAAGAAUCAUUCAUCAAGUUAAGCUAAGCAAGGUGGAGCAAGCCUCUGUUGAUCAAGCAAACAAGCAACAAAAUGAUUCAAAAGCAUGUGUAUGCUAGGCCUUCUGUUAAAGCAUUGAAUAGAACAACUAAGGGUAAAAUCAAAUGUAUACACUCUUUUGCCUGACAUCAUUAUCUGCAAAACAGGCUCUGAUGUUUAAACAGAUGAAUUAUAUGAUCAGAAACCCAAGUUUGAUUUUCCGACUUCUGGAAAAUCCAGUGAAUUA